CAACACAAACAGUCGGAACCAGCGAUAGCGUGUGAAGGGAGGGGAGGAGGAGGAGCAGGAGGACCUUCUUCCUCUGCGCUCAGUUGGCCGCGCCGUCUGAAAACAGCCCCUCAGCCCCCGUGGAGGGGAGCCCCAGACAUUCUUCCCCCCCCUUUUUUUUUCUUUUCUAUUCGCCCUGGUUGGCCCCGCUUCCCUUCCACAUACACCCCCCCUCCUCCAAAGCUGCACUCGCUUCCCCUUGGCCGAAGGGAUUCAGAGGACACUGCGGAAGGGCCUGUUUCCCUCUGAGGAUCAAAUACACAUUUCCAGCCUGACUUUGUUUUGACCUAAUUCCAUUUGGGGAGGCUGAUAUGGAUUACUUUGACCUAGCAAGGCUCAUGGUUACAAACUCUGAGAACCUGUGGUAUACGUCGAACAUUUGGGUUAAUUGAACAUUUUUAUUAUCCAGAAUAUUAGACACAAAUGAAUACUAUUAGCUUUUCCUACCUAGUGAUCUCUGCAUUAAAUUUGAUAUUUAAAGCUUGUGAAAAUAAAAGCAUGUCCUCUUAAAAAUCUUCUAGGAUUUUCUUGCGAAGCAGUAUUGAACCAGACAGGAUUGGACCGUCUUCUGCACAGAACGUCAAGGAAGCACCUGCCAAUGUAUUGCUGAAGUUAAUUGAAUUGUUACAGAAAAUCAUCAUGGGAGGAGCUGUGAGCGCAGGAGAAGACAAUGAUGAUUUAAUUGAUAACUUGAAAGAAGCACAAUAUAUUCGCACUGAAAGAGUGGAGCAAGCCUUCAGAGCUAUUGAUCGUGGAGAUUAUUAUCUGGAAGGCUAUAGGGAUAAUGCAUAUAAAGACUUGGCUUGGAAGCAUGGAAAUAUACAUUUAUCAGCACCUUGCAUUUAUUCUGAAGUCAUGGAAGCAUUGAAACUUCAGCCAGGACUGUCUUUUCUUAAUCUGGGUAGUGGAACUGGCUAUUUAAGCACAAUGGUUGGAUUGAUAUUAGGGCCUUUUGGAAUAAAUCAUGGAAUAGAACUUCAUCCAGAUGUGGUGGAAUAUGCCAAGGAAAAACUGGAGAGUUUCAUAAAAUAUAGUGAUAGUUUUGAUAAAUUUGAAUUCUGUGAACCUGCCUUCGUAGUUGGCAACUGCUUGCAAAUAACAUCGGACAGCCAUCAGUAUGACCGGAUUUACUGCGGAGCUGGUGUCCAAAAAGACCAUGAAAACUAUAUGAAAAUCUUAUUGAAAAUUGGAGGCAUUCUGGUUAUGCCAGUAGAAGAUCAGCUAACCCAAAUCCAAAGAACUGGACAGAAUACUUGGGAAAGCAAAAACAUCCUUGCUGUUUCAUUUGCUCCACUUGUGCAACCAAGCAAGAGUGACACCAGCAAAAAUGAUACUGUGGGACUGCCCCCCUGUUCUGUUAGGAAUCUACAGGACUUGGCUCGGAUCUAUAUUAGGCGCACUCUUAGGAACUAUAUAAAUGAUGAGAUGCAAGCCAAGGGUAUUAUCCAGAAGCCCCCACCAAAACGUAAACGGAGAAGGUGCCGUAGGCGCAGGAUUAAUACCUAUGUGUUUGUAGGCAAUCAACUCAUUCCUCAGCCUCUAGAUAGUGAAGAAGAUGAAAAGAUGGAAGAAGACAGCAAAGAAGAGGAUGAUAAAGAUCACACUGAAGCCUUGAAACCAGAAGAACCCCCACGGAAUCUAUUGCGGGAAAAAGUUAUGAAUCUACCACUCCCUGAAUCUCUAAAAGCCUACUUGACAUACUAUAGAGAAAAAUAACUUUUAUUUUAAGUAGAAGUGAUAAUGCCUACUUGAUAGUUCAUUAAUUCUUGAAAUGUAGCAUUUACUAAGAAAUACAUGGCAAAUACUGGUAGUCUUUCAGCAAGACUUAAGUGCAGUGAUAAAAUGAAACAUGUCUUAACUUUGCUGCAAGGACUUGCACUCAACAGUGUUUAAAAUCCAUUUUUGUUAUCUUUGGGAAAAUGCUCUUUUAACUCUGACAGAAAUAUAUUCCAAAGCAGUAUACAUCACUAAUUAAGAGUUUGCCUGAUAAAAAAUCUUUUUGGUCCCUACAAAUUUGAAUUGAUGAGGGUUAACAAAAUUUUAUAUGUGUGAAUAAUUGAAUAACUACGUUCAGACAUCAAUAGGCGCUGUCUGCAUUAAGAAUGUUUUAUCUCAUAUUGAAUUGGAGCCCUUUAUUUUAACAUAGCUAUUUUGCAAUCAUCGUUACUGUGUUGAUGUGAUAUGAUGUAUUCCAAGGAAUACAUGAGUGCAAUAACGUAGACACUGAAUGAUCUGGAUUUAAUGAAAUAUGAACAUUCAGGUUCAGAAAUGCCAGACAGCCCUGCUACAUGUUCUUCUUUAACCUUUGCCGAAAGAUCUCAAGAAAAGUGACUGCUUCUCUCAGAGCCUUAAGAAAACAUUUUAUUGACUAUAACAUUUUUCUUUAAAAUGUACUAUAACCCUGUUUCUGUACCACCAGCCUAUGAUCAUCAUAAAAAAAAUCUCAGUUUUCCAGCAUUUAUGAAAAAGUAUUUAGCUUCUUUUUAAAGUUCAUGGUACAGAAAACAUAUUUCAUAUAUAUAUCAGAUUGUAAUUUUGGUUUCAAGUACUAUAUUUACUAUUUUAUACAGUAGAACAUGUAAAAAGAUGAGCUUGUAUUGCUUAUUUGGAUAGCUGUAAUGGUAGAAUUUUAAAGGAUUUGUUCAGAGGUGCACUUUAAGUGGAUUCUGUACCUUAUUUAUCUCAGAUAAGGUAAGGUGUAUGGUUCCUACAUUUGCUAUUGAUACUCUUUUGGAAAUUAAUAGUAAAAUUGCAAGUUUGGUGGACUGACAUUGCGUGACUAUAUUGUUACUUCUGCCAUUUUUUUGGUUAUUUAAAUACUUUGUUUAAAUGGGUUAUAUUUUUCUUUUUGCAUGAUAGAGUAUCUUAAUUUUCACUAGCUUUAUAAUUUUAAUACUCAGUGUAAAAUAUCAAUAAUAAAAUAGAGUUCAAGAUAUGCUGUAAAAAUGCUAUUUUUAAGGACAUCUGAUCUAUUAGGGCCCAACAAAAAGCAUUCCUUAUGGAGAAAAUUCCUGCAUAAUUUCCUAGUGUGUUUAUGUCAUUACACAAUGAAAAUUCUUAAAACAAAAUAUAAUCAGGAUGGUUUUUAUAUACUCACAACCUGAUAACUCAUAGAUGAAACCCAGUGAAAUUACACUAUUGAACUGUCACGUUCUGUGAUAUCCACAUUACAAUAUUAUAAGUAUCUUAUUGGACACAAUCUAUGAAAUACAUGGUUUGGUUGCAAGUUGGAUUUCAUGCUUAUUUGCGAAUUAAAACUUUUUGUCUUAGUGAUUAUCAAAACUUAAUAUCUAUUUAAAAAGUUCUUCUGGUUUGUUAAACAGUAUGUUGAUUUGAGUUGGUUUCUGUGAACUUAUGCUAAUGAAUAAAUGCACUAGUUGCUGAAAAAAAGUGUAUCAGCCUUGUUUCACAGGAACUAAAAUUGACAAAUAGAGAAGGUUCAUCUCUGGGAAACUGACUAUAGCACAUCUAUUUUAUUUUACUAAAUAGAAUGAAGUUUUUAGUCAUUCUGAAAUCCAAUUUGUAUCUUCUUGGAAUUUCAUCUUUUAACUUCAUGCAUUUCCCCUAUUCUCUUGUUCAAAUAGAUACUAGAUGAGUUACGAAUAUUCAUUAUGUUAAUUUUUUUUAAGUCACAAGCAAAGUUUCCUUUGUGUUUGUGAAAUUAUUUCACAUUGUUGAAUUUAUAUUUACUUCUAAAAUAAAUGCAUAAAAUGCAAAAUGAAUGAAAAUUAAAACUUUUGUCAUAAUUCCAAUAAAAUGUCUGGUGAUUUUUUGCUGA
This is a messenger RNA of Elgaria multicarinata webbii, 3817 nucleotides long. RefSeq names its product protein-L-isoaspartate (D-aspartate) O-methyltransferase domain containing 1 (gene PCMTD1). Bases 679 to 1755 code for a protein of 358 amino acids. Gene Ontology annotation, biological process: protein modification process. NCBI's taxonomy places the organism in Eukaryota, Metazoa, Chordata, Lepidosauria, Squamata, Anguidae. The record is from RefSeq and is a predicted model, not a curated record. The transcript is spliced from 6 exons. Gene Ontology annotation, cellular component: cytoplasm. Gene Ontology annotation, molecular function: protein-L-isoaspartate (D-aspartate) O-methyltransferase activity.